AUGUUACCUCACCAAGCUCGACUAGACCAACCCACGGAGGGAGGGACACGCACACCGCAAUAUAACAUAUCCGAGUCGGCUCCCGCGCAAGGAGAUCUCAACAACACUUCGUCAAUGCGUCAGAUCGAGAAACUAGGCGUGAAUGAAGACUUCGCUUAUCGGUCCCUCGAGAUCCCGACUGAGGAGGACGACCCUGAGAUAGCAGAAAAGUAUCGUCCUUUCCGUCUCGACGCCGCCGUGGCAGCCGAGGAUUGGGUUUCGAAGCUGGAGCUGGCCACUGUGGCAGAGAUGGCCCACGACGACAUUGUCAAGACCGGCCAGCGGCUGAAAGUGCUGGUACUAUACGGUAGUCUAAGACAACGCUCCUACUCCAAAUUGCUCGCCUUUGAGAUUUCUCGCACUCUCUGGCGUCUUGGCUGCGAUGUCCGCGUCUACGAUCCUUCCGGUCUCCCCAUGAAAGACGAUGUACAGCAUAUGCACCCCAAAGUCCAAGAACUGCGCGACCUGAGCCGAUGGAGCGAUGGUCAUUUCUGGAUCUCCCCCGAGCAGCACGGGAACUUGACUGCUGUUUUCAAGAAUCAGAUUGACUGGAUUCCACUCUCGACCGGCAGUGUUCGACCCACACAAGGCCGCACUCUAGGUCUAGCGAUGGUCUCAGGAGGCUCGCAGUCAUUUAACACUGUGAACAACCUUCGUAUUCUCGGUCGCUGGAUGCGAAUGUUCGCCAUACCCAACCAGUCCUCGAUUCCGAAAGCCUACACCCUCUUCACUGAAGAGACCGCUAGCGAAGGAGGAUCAAGGCUGAUAGAAGGAGGCAACAGGGACCGCGUGGUUGAUUGUGUCGAGGAGUUUGUCAAAUAUACGAUUUUGAUGCGCCCGCAUUUUGGACUCAUGGGUGACAGGUACAGUGAAAGGGAGGAACGGAAGACCAAGGAGGCAAAGCGAAACGCGUGA
Messenger RNA from Dissoconium aciculare CBS 342.82, 954 nucleotides. RefSeq names its product arsenic resistance protein ArsH. The coding region runs from base 1 to 954 and encodes 317 amino acids. The record is from RefSeq and is a predicted model, not a curated record. Gene Ontology annotation, molecular function: oxidoreductase activity. Lineage: Eukaryota; Fungi; Ascomycota; Dothideomycetes; Mycosphaerellales; Dissoconiaceae. The transcript is spliced from 3 exons.